This is a messenger RNA of Fusarium odoratissimum NRRL 54006, 498 nucleotides long. RefSeq lists its product as uncharacterized. The record is from RefSeq and is a predicted model, not a curated record. The transcript has 2 exons. Bases 1 to 498 code for a protein of 165 amino acids. NCBI's taxonomy places the organism in Eukaryota, Fungi, Ascomycota, Sordariomycetes, Hypocreales, Nectriaceae.
AUGCCAGUCCGCUCACUAUAUCUUGCCAAGUCCGGCGGAGGCGCAAACCAACGCUCUCAUUUCGCUCUCUUCAUUCCCAACGCAGAAUAUGAUCGGAACACUGUCAGUGAAGACUUUCGAUCUCUCAAGGCUAUUGGCACAAGGAUUCAUGUUGUUGGAGAACCACUAAUGUCCGGUUUUGCAUUCCAGGUUCACAGGAACUACAACACUCAAGCCUACGCUGACCUGAAGAGCUUGGUCUUUCUUGGGAAGAUCGACGAUUCAAUUCUUUGCGACUCUCCCGAAACUGAAACGGAGAUCAGAGAGAUAACACCGCGGAGUAUUAUCGAACGACUUGCAGAGUGUGUAACUCCACCUCCCAGAGGACAAAACAUACGUGCACCCAUUGAUGGGAUGUCAGGAAUGGACGAUGGAGGUUCUGACAAUUCUAGUAGCGAGAGGGCUACUUUCUCCAGAAGCUACGAGAAUUGCACAGAGGGAAAGGGAUUCACCAAGUAA